AUGGCCGAGCCGCUGCUUAGGAAGACCUUCUCCCGCCUUCGGGGCCGGGAGAAACUUCCCCGGAAAAAGUCGGACGCGAAGGAGCGCGGCCGACUAGCCCAGCACCCGGAGCCCAGUCCUCCAGAGCCCCAGGCCCCGGAAGGACCCCAGGCUGGAGCGGAGGGGCCCCCCAGCCCUGAGGCAUCUCGGAGCCCGGCUCACGGUGCCUACCUGCAGAGCCUGGAGCCCAGCAGCCGCCGCUGGGUGCUGGGCGGGGCCAAGCCACCAGAGGAGGCCACUCUGGGGCCGGGGCUGCCUGGCAGUGGGGAGCCAGCCGGUGAGAUCUGGUACAACCCCAUCCCAGAGGAGGACCCCAGACUCCCAGCACCGGAGCUCCCAGGCCCACAGCCAGGCUCAGCUGAAGGAGACAGCCCAGCCUCUCCAGGCACAGCCCCUGCCAGCCCCCCGACCAAAGCCUCCCGCACCAAGUCCCCUGGCCCAGCCCGGCGCCUCUCAAUGAAGAUGAAGAAGCUACCUGAGCUGCGGCGCCGACUGAGCCUGCGGAGCACCCGGACGAGCCGAGAGCGCGAGGGGGCCGCCCCCGAGGGCUCGGUCAUCAGUCGUUACCACCUGGACAGCAGCGUGGGGACCCCUGGGCGGACAGCAGUGGCUGAGGGCGCACGCGGCCUGCGGGCGGGUUACCUCAGUGACGGCGACUCUCCCGAGCGCCCCGCGGGGCCUCCGUUGCCCACUGCCUUCCGCCCCUACGAGGUGGGCCCCUCCGCCCAGACGCCCCCAGCUGCGCUCUGGGGCCGCCUCAGCCUGCACCUGUACGGGCUGGGGGGGCUGCGGCCGGCGCCAGGGGCCACUCCGCGAGACCUCUGCUGCCUGCUGCAGGUGGAUGGGGUGGCCCGGGCCCGAACCGGGCCGCUGCGUGGGGGGCCAGACUUCCUGCGGCUGGACCACACCUUUCACCUGGAACUCGAGGCAGCCCGGCUGCUGCGGGCCCUGGUGCUGGCCUGGGACCCUGGUGUCCGGCGGCACCGGCCCUGCGCCCAGGGCACUGUGCUGCUGCCCACGGUUUUCCAAGGGUGCCAGGCCCAACAGCUGGCCGUGCGCCUCGAGCCCCAAGGGCUGCUGUAUGCCAAGCUGACCCUGUCGGAACAAGAAUCACCCGGCACGGCUGAGCCCCGCGUCUUCGGGCUGCCCUUGCCCCUGCUGGUGGAGCGCGAGCAGUCCCCUGGCCAGGUGCCUCUCAUUAUUCAGAAGUGUGUUGGGCAGAUCGAGCGCCGAGGGCUGCGGGUAGUGGGGCUAUACCGUCUGUGCGGCUCAGCAGCCGUGAAGAAAGAACUUCGCGAUGCCUUUGAGCGAGACAGUGCAGCUGUCUGCCUCUCCGAGGACCUGUACCCCGAUAUCAAUGUCAUCACCGGCAUCCUCAAGGAUUAUCUUCGGGAGCUGCCUACCCCACUCAUCACCCAGCCCCUCUAUCAGGUGGUGCUGGAGGCCAUGGCCCGAGGGCCCCCAAGUAGGGCUCCGUCCAACACUGAGGGCACCCGUGAGCUCCUCAGCUGCCUGCCAGAUGUGGAGAGGGCUACAUUGACGCUUCUCCUGGACCACUUGCGCCUUGUCUCCUCCUUCCACGCCCACAACCGCAUGACUCCGCAGAACCUGGCCGUUUGCUUCGGUCCGGUGCUGCUGCCGGCGCGCCAGGCACCCGCCAGGCCCCGCAUCCGCAGCUCUGGCCCGGGUCUCUCGAACGCGGUGGACUUCAAGCGCCAUAUCGAGGUGCUGCACUACCUGCUGCAAGCCUGGCCAGAUCCUCGCAGGCCCCCAGAGCCUCCGGAGCUCGUCCCGUACCUGCGGCCCAAACGACAGCCGUCACUGCACUUGCCGCUAGCGAGCCCCGAAGUGGUGACUCGGCCCCGCGGCCGGGGCGGUCCCGAAAGCCCCCCGAGCAACCGCUACGCGGGUGACUGGAGCGUUUGCGGGCGGGACUUCCUGCCCUGUGGGCGGGACUUCCUCUCUGGGCCAGACUACGACCACGUGACGGGCAGCGACAGUGACGAUGAGGACGAGGCUGGCGAGCCGACUGGCGCCACGGAUUUCGGCGACGACUUCGAGGCGCCCUUCAACCCUCACCUGAACCUCAAAGACUUUGAUGCCCUCAUCCUGGACCUGGAGAGAGAGCUCUCCAAGCAGAUCAACGUGUGUCUCUGA
Molecule: messenger RNA, 2196 nt
Organism: Rangifer tarandus platyrhynchus (Svalbard reindeer)
Lineage: Eukaryota; Metazoa; Chordata; Mammalia; Artiodactyla; Cervidae
Source: the annotation of a GenBank genome assembly